UCGUCUCAAACAAAUGCGCUUCCAUAUUCGACAGGCUUUUGCGAACAUGUAAACGUCUGCAGGGGGUUUUCGGUUGGUCUCUGGUUCUCAACAGGUUAAUGGCCCUUUCAUUACGACCAUACACAAAUAAUAUACGGACGGAACUGAACAAAGCACUUUGCAUUCAAUCCUUUGCAUGCCAAAAUGUAGAGCGGCACGACAAACCGGAGGUUGAGUCCCGAGACAACCCGGAGCUCCUUCUACCGCCCGUGACAAUUACACGCUCAGAAAAGGAGCGGUGUUUAAUUGAGGCAUCAAUCAAUUCCGUUCGUGUCAGCCUGCGGCUUGGGCAGAUGGACAUGCUUGAGGAGGAGCUCGUGAAGAUGUACCUCCGCUUCCUCAUGCAGCGAGCUGAGUUGCUGGAGGUGGCACGCCGCGUACCCGUCGAGGGCUAUGACGUCUCCUUCCUCAUUACUGACCAACACCUCCGUGUGUACGGCAAGCAGCGCCUGUUAGACUUCAUGGUGGCUUUCAUCGAGGAAAUGGACGUGGAGACCAGCUCCAUGAAGCUGGCGGUCAACUCUAGGGGCCGUGCUGUGGCGACCGAGGCGCUGCGCUCGCUGGCUUUUUAAUACGCCAGCACUGCCUAUGAGUCGCGUGGGAACAAGUUUGUUCAUCCCCUAACGGGGAACCAAAGGGGAACCCCUUGUCCCCCUUAAUUUCUCCGUAAAAUACCUAUUUUAAUAUUUUUUGUCUAUGUCUGUCUGUCUGUGUCAGCGCCGUUAGCCGUUUUGUUAGCAGGGGGCAGGUGCAAGUGGGCCAUAGUAACAGCUGGGGGGGGAUGCUGAAGACGCAGAGGAAUGAAGUGGGUGAAGCGAACGGCCCCACUUGCGAGCCGUAUAUGUGGGAGUAUGAAACCAGGCGGUAAGAGGGUUGAUGCGUGCGAGGCCCGACUGUUAGAAGGUUGUGGAUGAGUAGGAGGGAUCUGCGGAUGGUGAAAUUGUUGAGUUACAGAGUCUUGCUUUGAGGGAAACAUCUGUUCUUGAUUAAGUUACGGCUGCACAAAUAAGCAGUGCCAAUGGAAUUGAGGCUUGUAAUGCCUGUUUG
Volvox carteri f. nagariensis is the source of this 1086-nucleotide messenger RNA. It is a transcript of the gene arpC4, whose product is annotated as actin-related protein ArpC4. The record is from RefSeq and is a predicted model, not a curated record. Gene Ontology annotation, cellular component: actin cytoskeleton; Arp2/3 protein complex. Bases 99 to 611 code for a protein of 170 amino acids. Lineage: Eukaryota; Viridiplantae; Chlorophyta; Chlorophyceae; Chlamydomonadales; Volvocaceae. The transcript has 3 exons. Gene Ontology annotation, biological process: Arp2/3 complex-mediated actin nucleation; actin filament polymerization. Gene Ontology annotation, molecular function: actin filament binding.